AGCGAAGUUGUCCCGGCGGCGGCUGGGCUCAGCUGGUGGGCGGAGGUGGCGGGGUACCCGGGACCCAGGUGGAGGCCGCCGCGGGGUUCAGGAAGAUGUUACCAAGUACUUCAGUGAAUUCCUCCAUGCAUGGGAAUGGAGUCUUGAAUUCCAGGGAUGCAGCAAGACACACUGCUGGAGCAAAACGCUACAAGUACCUCAGAAGGCUUUUUCGUUUUCGGCAGAUGGACUUUGAGUUUGCUGCGUGGCAGAUGCUCUACCUGUUCACUUCCCCACAGAGGGUUUAUAGGAACUUUCAUUAUCGGAAGCAGACAAAGGACCAGUGGGCCAGGGAUGACCCUGCAUUUUUGGUCCUAUUAAGUAUCUGGCUCUGUGUGUCCACCGUAGGAUUUGGCUUUGUGUUGGACAUGGGAUUUUUUGAGACAAUAAAGCUUCUCCUGUGGGUCGUAUUCAUAGAUUGUGUAGGUGUUGGCCUUCUGAUAUCAACUUUAAUGUGGUUCAUCUCUAACAAGUACUUAGUGAAACGCCAAAGCAGAGACUCUGAUGUGGAAUGGGGCUAUGCCUUCGAUGUGCAUCUCAAUGCAUUUUACCCACUGCUGGUCAUUUUGCAUUUUAUCCAGCUUUUUUUCAUCAACCAUGUUAUCCUAACAGACACAUUUAUUGGAUAUUUAGUUGGAAACACUUUGUGGUUGAUUGCAGUUGGCUAUUAUAUCUACGUAACCUUCUUAGGAUACAGUGCAUUGCCAUUUUUGAAAAAUACAGUAAUUCUCCUCUACCCAUUUGCACCUCUAAUUCUGCUGUAUGGGCUAUCGCUGGCACUGGGCUGGAACUUCACCCACACUCUGUGUUCCUUCUACAAGUACAGAGUGAAAUGAAAACUCACAAUAGUCUGUCCACAGUGUUACUGAUUUCAUGUAAAGAUUGUAAAUAAACUUAUCUUUGUAGAUAUCUUAAAGAUGUAAAGUUUAUAAACUUGAGGUGAUAGCACUAUAGUUCAUUCCUUAAGACUA
Messenger RNA from Jaculus jaculus (lesser Egyptian jerboa), 1010 nucleotides. RefSeq names its product protein unc-50 homolog. Lineage: Eukaryota; Metazoa; Chordata; Mammalia; Rodentia; Dipodidae. Bases 96 to 875 code for a protein of 259 amino acids. The record is from RefSeq and is a predicted model, not a curated record. Gene Ontology annotation, cellular component: Golgi membrane. The transcript has a single exon.